AUGGGGCCGGGGAUAUGGAGGUGCAAGGCUGCAGAGGUUGGGAAACCGGGUGCGGCAAAAGCGGUAGCGGCGGUCUGUGAGGAGCACGCGAAGGCGGGGUCAAGCGAUUUCACAGCUCUCAUGAGGAAGGUGAACAUGGCGCUGAGGAAGUAUUCCACAGAGGAGCGUAAGCGGGACUCGAAGGGGAUACUGGAGGCUGCGUCUGAGUUUUACGCGAAGCUCUUCUCGGAACCUACCCCAUCGACGGAUAGCUCUCACCUGCCGAUUGCCCCUGACAAGCGGUUAGGGGAGGCGCAAGCUCAGUUGCUAGUGGCGGAAUGGUCCGAGGUGGAGGUUAAGGAAGCCCUGGACGGUAUGGCGAAAGGCAAGUCUCCUGGCGCCGAUGGAAUACCGAAGGAAUUUUUCGGUCACCACUGGGACUUGCUGGGGGGUGACUUGCUCGGCUUCGUUAAGCAGUUUGAGGAGUCGGCAACGCUUCCUCCUGCUGCUCUGGAGGCUGUAACCGUUUUGCUGCACAAGAAGGGCGCGAAGGACCGGGUGCAGAACUACCGGCCGAUCACGUUGCUCAACAGCACAUACAAGUUGGUGGCGCGGGUUCUGGCAAACAGUAUGCGAAAGGUGCUGCACAAAGUCAUUUCGGAAGAGCAGUACGGUUUCUUACCGGGGAGGAGGCUCGCCGAUGGUGUUUCGUUGAUUGCGGACAUCGUUGAAGCGGCGAAAUGCAAGGACGAGGACUGGUACCUGCUACUGGUUGACUUCCAGAAGGCUUUUGAUUCCGUCUCGCGCAAUUAUCUCUUCGGCACGAUGGAGAGGAUGGGUUUCCCGCGGAAAUUCGUGCAGUGGUGCGAAGGUCUUCAUGCGGGGUCGACGACAAGGUUGCUGCUCAAUGGCUGGCUGGGUGAACCGGUGGCAGUCAGGAAAGGGGUGCGGCAGGGCUGUCCGCUGGCGCCUUAUCUCUUCCUCUGCGCGGUGGAGCCUCUCUGCCAGGAAGCGUUAAAGAGGAAGUUGGGAAUCAGCAACCCGUACGGGGACCGUCUUGCGUACCUGAGGUAUGCUGAUGACACCACGCUAGUGCUCAAGGGGAAAAGGCAGAUUGGCCGGACGGUGAAGCUGCUGAGUGAAUUCGGAGAAAAGUCGGGUCUUCGGGUGAACAACGACAAGUCUGCGCUUCUGCCCCUUGGGAAGAACCUGCGCAAGAAACCAGACAAGUCGUCAGUCUUCAAAUGGGUGCGGUCGAAUGAAGCAGAGAGAGUCCUAGGGGUGUGGAUCUCACCUUCGGGAGACGCGUCGGUGACUUGGGAAAUCACCCUGCCUCCCCCUUCAGAAAUCUGGGCGAAGCUGGUGAAGCUGCUCCACAAUUUUGUCACCGGUAAUCACUCUACGGCAGGGAAGCACUUCGCGCUCUGGAGCCAGGAGCUACUGUUCAAAGCGAGAGGGGAUGGCGGUCUUGGAGUUCGCGACCUCUGUGCUGAGCUGGGGGGUCUGGCGGCUAGGAGGAUCGCGCUGCUGGCGUCGCAACCGCUGGGACUGCUUGCUGACCUUGCGCUUGCGGCUCUGGAUGUCCCUGACCUUCAGGUCUUCUGGGCCCACGCGGGGCUGAUAAAGCAAUGGGAAGGACGGUGUGAGAGGUGGAAGCGGACGUGUGAGCUGUUCCUAGAGUCUAGCUUCCCUUCGUGCAUCAACGUAUCAUCGGUGUGGGAUGUGGAACAGGAGAUGCUGCUUUUCAAUCGGCAGCUGCUUUUGAACGGGAAGACACCCGCGGGGCGGCAGAAGGCGGCUAAGUCUAUGAAGCGCUCAGUUAUGGGGGACCUGAUCAAGGUCGCGGCGGACGGCUCGAGAGCCCUGAAAGACACUCAGGAGCUUGAGAGAGAUUUCGGAGGACCGGAGGGUGUGAAGCUAGUGAAGAGGUUACUGGAUGCUGCCCCGGAUGAGUGGAAGCAGCUGCUUCUAACACCUGUCACGGCGCGCACGGUGCUAACGGUCUCUAAGUUCGUACUGAAGACGGGGACGAGCUAUGGGGUCUGGAGGAUUGAGAGCGUGGAAGGCGAAACCCUCGUUUGUCGGGCUGUCAAGUGUUUCCGGGGGGUCAUGGGGGAAGCAGAAGAGAGGUUGUGCAACUUCCUACCGCACGAGGUAGUACCUGCAGUGCCGGUGGUGCGGGCGCUUCUGAAGGCACUCCGCAUGCUGAACCCUCAUCGGAAAAUUGAGUCUCUGGGGGACAUGAUUUUCAAGAAGGAGGGCACAGCUUCGGGUUUCCCCGAGGCUACGAUCACAGCGAUUUCGUUCCACCGAAUCUGGGUUGAAAGGUGCGACGCGGUUUUUGAGCGCAGCAAAUUCCGGGCGAGGAGGGCACUGCGGAGGAUCGCGGCGUCAUUCCAACUGCAUGAAAAUAAUAUUUCUCUUACACUCUUCACCUGCGCUGCGAACAAGAUCCUAGUACACGAGGACAUCAGAAGCAGCACUGGCACGCCCACGGGGGGAGAGAUUCCGCCGGCCACGGGGAAGAACACCACCGCGCUCCCCCGCCAUCCGCGCCAUGGGGGGAACGGGACGGUAGCGGCGGGGAACCGGACAAAGGGCGGGCAUCCGAACAAGGGGCACCAUCGGGGGAACGGCACUGCGGCGGGGGGACCUUCGCCAAAGCCGACGAACGGAAACGCAAAGAAUGGGAAUGCGCCGAGUGGUCAGAAGAACGGUGGCGCGCAGCCGAACAAGAAUGGCGGCGGCGACGGCGGCGCACAGACGAACAAGAAUGGCGGCGGCGGCGGCGGCGCACAGACGAACAAGAAUGGCGGCGGCGGCGGCGCCAAUAAGCCCCGUCGACCGAAGCAAAUCGCUGAGGAGACCUGUAGCAGCAAGACAUCUUGGCCAGAGGUCGUUGGGAUGACUGGCGAAAAGGCUCGCGAUUACAUCCUCACAUCGAUGCCAGAGUGUAACUGGGACGUGCGAAUUAUUCCGAACAGAGGAUUCGCCACGAUGGAUUAUCGCACAAACCGCGUUCGUAUCUUCCUUGAUAAGGAGGGUAUAGUUCGCGUUCCUCCAAGAAUUGGCUAA
Closterium sp. Yama58-4 is the source of this 3054-nucleotide messenger RNA. The record is from the annotation of a GenBank genome assembly. Lineage: Eukaryota; Viridiplantae; Streptophyta; Zygnematophyceae; Desmidiales; Closteriaceae.